CUGACAUUUCAUUCAUUAUUCAUUGUACAUAGGUCCCUAUCUCCCAGGGACCGCAUGGACCGCACGGCGGAGGCCGGAGGGGCAUGAGAGCUGCUGGCAAUCGGAGAGCCACAAAGCCACGCUGUCGCUUCAAAUCAGUUCGAUUCCUCUUCUUCUUCUCCACGAUCCAUUCCUCGCCUUUCUUCCCCGCUUCAGCGCAAACAGGUUCCCUGACUCCACAUUUUCUUGAAAAUCUUUGCUCCUCGGCCUGAUCCUCUUCAGCUUGUAUCUUCUUCGAGCAAGAUCUAUACACCAUGGCAAAAACUAAUGGAAUUAUCUAUUCUUCUUCCAUAAUACCUCAGCGUCUCAAAAUAUAUGCCAAAACCCAAGCUAAUGGGCAUAACAAACAAAGCUUCUGGCGAGCUUAUAGAAAACAAAAUGCUGCUACCCAAGGAUCUUCUCUAUUGUGCCAUUCUACUGAAACUCGCCAUGCUGAAACGAAAGAAUGUGUCAGAGAGUAUCAUGAUUGUUCAGACACAUCCAGUAUGCAACGAGAGGAGAAACAUCUAGCCCUGCUUGGAAAACAUAGUACUGCAAGUCAGGGAUUAGCUGAAGCUUGCAAGUUUGUUUACAAUGAUGCAAAAUAUGUGAAUGAAAGGGCUAAAAAUGACAUCAUAUUGCUUUAUCGUGGCAUAAUGACGUUGGAUGCUCGUGCCCGCCAAGACAUUGCUUUUCUUGGUUCUGAAUUUCUUAAGGUUGAUGCCCGAGCUAGAGAAGACACUGAAAAAAUUGACCAUGAUGUCAAGAAGAAAGCUGAAAGGCUUCAUCAUGUUGCCACAAUUCUCAAGAACAAAGCUGAAUCAAGACUGAAAAGUGCUGCAAAUAGGCAUUGGAGUGAUGGCGCCUUGGAGGCUGAUUUGCGCCGUGCUGAUUUUGUUGCCAAGCAACGUGCAUUGGGAGAUGCCCUAAUGGCUUUGGAGUUUAUCAAAAACAUUCAUGACAUGAUGUUGAACGAAAUGAGCAAUUUGAAUAGAAUUUCUCUUGAUGCCGACAAGAUGACUCAGCACAUAACACUUGAGAAGAAUGGGAAAUGUCUUGAAUUUCUUCAUGGAGAAAUUUCUGCUGAGCGUAUUAGUGCUAUACAGGAAGCUUAUUGGGAUAUAGCAUCUGCCCUAUCUGAAGCUGAUGCUGUUGACUACACUGAUCCUGAAGAGGUUUCUAUAUAAGUAGAUUAAUUAAAGAGGUUUCCUUUAAUGUUGUUAGGUUGUGCUGACUAUUUACCCAACAAUGAUUCUCAAGAGAUAAGGUUUUUAUCUCACAAAUAUAUACUGCACUUAAACUCACUAGAAACCUCGAACAACCCCUAAAUAGGCUUCUUCAAACUUUGGAUGGGCGCUACAAAAACAACUAUCGGACAAGACACCAUGUUGAGUUAGGCAUAACUCACCGCCAAAGGAGAUUUGUCUUACAUUUAGAUACUUGACUCAAAUGUAUCAGACAAAUGAUUAUUGAUGUGGACAUACGACAUUUGAUAUCAGUUGGUUUAAUUUUUUUCUUCUAUUGGAGCAGCUGGAGUUGUUAGUUGCCACACUAAUAGAUCUUGAUGCCAUGGAUGGUAAAAGUAGUGUGUCUCUAUUGGCCGAGUGCUCAAAUUCUCCUGACGUGAAUACAAGGAAAGCAUUAGCUAAUGCGCUAUCAGCUGCACCAUCUAUGUGGACUCUGGGUAAUGCAGGGAUGGGAGCUUUGCAGAGGCUUGCAGAAGAUAGUCACCCUGCCAUUGCCGCGGCAGCAUCCAAAACCAUCAAAGAAUUGAAGAGACAGUGGGAAAUCGAAGAGGGGGACAACUGGCGGUUCAUGGUUAACGAUUAUUCACCACAUGAUGAUGAUGAUGAUGGUGAUGGUGAUGAUGGUGAUCAUGAUGAUGUAGUAGACAGCUAAUACUCUGGUAAUAGUCUGUCGAAAUUAACUUCAGGGAUGACACCAAGAUUGAGGCAAUCACGCACAGACAAUUGAUGUCAUGUUUGUGAGAACCAAUUGUUAAUGAGCACUAGCCAGUGUUAACCUUGGUGUCAUCUGUGAUAUGAUUGUAGCAUGACCCAAUAAAUCAACUAACGGGAGAUUGUGCUUAACAACUCAACUGUGUAUAGAUAUAUUGUGUAGGUGAUUCUUGGAUUAGUCUCUUGGCCCAAUGACUCUUGUUAGGUCUGGCUAAAGCUAUCUGAUUGUGCUUUAGGAUUGCAAUUCCAAAUGUCACACAACUUGGAUUUUUUUAAAUACUAUUGAUUAUAUUACAACGUAGUAUUUGUUCAUAUUUAUUUUUUUUCAACCUAUUAAAGCACGUCCUUGUUG
Molecule: messenger RNA, 2328 nt
Organism: Cuscuta campestris
Lineage: Eukaryota; Viridiplantae; Streptophyta; Magnoliopsida; Solanales; Convolvulaceae
Source: the annotation of a GenBank genome assembly